Molecule: messenger RNA, 2500 nt
Organism: Hydractinia symbiolongicarpus
Lineage: Eukaryota; Metazoa; Cnidaria; Hydrozoa; Anthoathecata; Hydractiniidae
Exons: 8
Coding region: 166-1428 (420 amino acids)
Biological process (GO): negative regulation of TOR signaling; neurotrophin TRK receptor signaling pathway; negative regulation of protein kinase activity
Cellular component (GO): cytoplasm
Source: RefSeq, a predicted model, not a curated record
UACGCGUGUCUGUUAUGAACCCAAAAUAAACCUGGAAAUUGUGCAGCAAGACAAGUGCUUUGUUUUGUUUGUAAAUUAUUUAUACAAGGGUACACGCUAUUUCAUCCAGCUAGCAUUUGAAGUUACAUGCUGUGUACAUUUAUUUUGCCUGCUUGUGAAUAAAUAAUGGGAAAAUACUUCUGCAAUUGCUUGAAUGUCAUCGUUAAUGUAACUACUGACGGGGUUAGAGAAGUAAGAGGUAGAGACCUGAUACAAGUUGACUUCAAUGAUGAAUUAGAAAAUUGCGACCCCUUCUUCAGUGCAAUGUUACUUGAUGUGAAGCUGGCAAUAAGUGGAGUUGAAGUGGCUCAAAGCAUGCUUGCAAAGGAAAGACCUUAUGGAGACUGGAUAGUUUAUAAUUGUUUAAAUUGUGGAUGUGAUACACAUGCACUUCAUGCAAUUAAAGGAGUGGACCGAGUUCUUUUACCAACAACAAUGGAGCAUGACAAGACAUUGCUUCAAACCAUUUUACAGUCUUCAUCUUACUCCACAACAUUUAAAAUGAAGGUUUUUAAACCAGAUGAAAGAAAGGAAAAUACAGCAGUAAAUCUUCAGCAGAAAAACAUUUAUGAAGUAACAGAAAAGCUUGACAAAUUUUUACAGAAACUGAUCAAGACAGAAGAAGAAGCAAUGAACGAAAAAAUUCGAAUAUUCAAAGAAAAACAGCAUUAUCAAUUUUUGGAACUCACCAGAAAGGCGAAUCAGGACAAAGAAUAUAUUUUAAAAAACAUCAGACAAUACGAAAUAUCAAAUGAUUCUCUCUUUGAUUCCAUCAAUGAAUCAUACUUCGGCACACCAUUCCCCGAAUCAAGAGAUCAGUCAACUGAUCUUCCACAAAUAAUAAGAGCACGGCCAAUACCAUUAAAAAGUGUAGAUCAGACUGAUAACUCUACCAUUGCCCAGUCUUUGCCAACAAGGAUAAUGUCACCUAAAGGAAAAGGGUUUUCCAGAAAUAGUCACCGAACAAGAAAUUCCAGUCAGUCAUCGAUGAGAAGCCGGACAUAUUCUGAAAACGAUGAUGCACUUUUUGACCUUGAAGGAUUCCAUGAUAGUAAAAGUUGUGAGCCGUUUUACGAAUCAGAAGAAGACAGCAGCGGUGAUGCAACAAGCUUAGAAAGUAGUGGCGGAUUUGGCAUUCCACAUACUACGCGUGGUAUGGGUCACGGUAGUAGAGUAUAUGCUACGUCAGUUCCAGUUGAAAUACCACUAUUUAUGAACAUGAAAAACUCAUAUGAACCUGAGAGUGAUGAUGAAAACCAGGAACCAUCUCCUUCACCAAAUCACAUAGCAGAUUCAAUCAAAGCUCUUGCAAGAAGCAUGCAAGAUUCCACUGGUAUGUUUGGUGAGCUACCCAAACCUCGACUAAAUAUGCCUUACUCAUUAAGGUGAUAUAUAAAGAAGAAAAAAAGUUGUGGCAGAAUCUUUCAAUAAUGUUACAGUUUUGAAUUUUUUCAAUUAUUUCUUUCUAUUUAUUUAGGAAAGGGACUAUAUAUUUUUAUGAUAUUCUUUCAUAGUUGUCAUUUGUGUAAAAAUUAUUUUAGGAGAGGUAAGAAUUCACGUUACAUUUGUGACGUUUAAAAAAUAUGAGAAUAUGAAAAACCAUAAACAUACUGUUUUUUUAAUUUUACAUUAUUUGCUUUAUCUGUUGUUUCAAAUCCUUGAUUUUUUAUUUUUUAAUCAGUCUCCUUGGAAACCAGAUAAACCAUCUUUUCCUCACGCCCCCAUUUUUUUUAAUAUUUUCCGGAAUGAUGAAUUUUCAUAUUUACCCAAAAGUCACCUUCCCAGGCCCAUUCCCAUAAAAACCUAUUCAUUUACUUAAAUUAAAUUCUAGCAUUUUUCUGAGAAUUUUUUAAGGAUUAAUCAAUGCGAACAUGGCUAAAUUUACAAAACCUCCAAAUUUUAAAAAGACUUUCUUAGGUUAUUUGUUUAGUUACAGAGCUUUUUUUAUUAUGUUGUUAUGUUGUUAUUAUGUUGGUUUCUAGAAUAAAUUUCCAUGUUUUUACAACAGGUUUGUCAAUGCUGGUUGAGAUUUAUAUAUAUAUUAUUCCUACGUUAUUUCGAGUAUGUCAUUUUUGCUUUUUUGUUUGUUUUUUUUUUACUGUUUUUGGUCCAUGUUCUCUUACAUGCAAAUAUUUGUUUAUUCUUUGGAUUUUAUAUUAUAAGGAACGCAAACAGAUAAACAAACAAACAAACAAACAAACAAACAAACAAACAAACAAACAAACAAAACUACAAGAAUACAAUUAACUUCAGAGGAAUUAAUUCAGUUUUUAGUUUCUUUUAAGUUUAUCAUGCAGUACAUUGAGGGUACUAUAUGGGGCAGGGCUUUUUUUCUAUUUACAAAAAAACCCAAAAAGAUAUAAAAUUAUUUUCCUGUGGAAGUAACGGAAGUAGUUUAUUUUCUUGUACAUAAUAUUUGUUCUUUCUUUUUUAAAGAAUAAAUAUAUUAUUAUUAUUUUUA